Molecule: messenger RNA, 1898 nt
Organism: Hydractinia symbiolongicarpus
Lineage: Eukaryota; Metazoa; Cnidaria; Hydrozoa; Anthoathecata; Hydractiniidae
Product: beta-catenin-like protein 1
Exons: 17
Coding region: 58-1815 (585 amino acids)
Cellular component (GO): spliceosomal complex
Source: RefSeq, a predicted model, not a curated record
UAGAAAUACAAAUAAAUUUUAAUAUAAAAAUAUACUUGAAACCGAAAUAAAAAAAAUAUGGAUGUUGGAGAAUUAUUGCAAUAUCAGCCCAAAACCGGCUCAAAACGAAGAGUCCCAGAACAUUUUGAAAAACGAAAGAAAGUGAAGAAAGUAGCAGAAACAGAUACAGAACAAUAUCAGUUUAAAAAGAUAUUGAAAAAAGGACCAACUGCAUCAGAAGUUGAGAAGCCACCUCCUCAAGCAGUUGAACAAAAACAGGUGGACAUAAAAAAACUUGAUCUUAAGGGUCCCAUAACUGAAGAAGACAAAGAAAAACUGUUAGCUCUUGUCGAAGAUAAUGGUGAGGAUGAAAUAAUUGAUGAAUCUGCAAUUAAGAAGUACAUAUUGAGUUUUGAGAAAAAAGUUACGAAAAAUCAGGAAAUGCGAAUAAAGUUUCCAGACCAACCUCAAAAAUUUAUGGAAUCAGAGUUGGAAUUACAUGAAGAAAUACAAAAACUACAUGUUCUGGCGACAGUACCUGAAUACUACGAAAUCUUUGUCAAGUUCAAUGCUGCAGCAACUUGUUUAGGACUGUUAAACCACGAAAAUACAGAUAUAUCAAUCGGAAUCGUAGAUUUGUUACAAGAGCUUACAGAUAUGGACACACUUAGCGAAAGUGAAGAAGAAGCAAAUGUAUUAGUUGAUGCGUUGCUUAAUGGUCAGGUUACUAACUUACUGCUGCAAAACUUGCAAAGGUUAGAUGAAAGACAGAAAGAAGACGCAAACGCUGUCCAUAAUACCCUGGCGGUAAUAGAAAACUUAGCAGAAUUUCGUCCAGAAGUAUGUGUCACUGCGGGACAACAUGGCCUACUAACGUGGCUUCUCAAAAGAUUAAAGAGGCGUAUGUUCGAUAGCAACAAGUUAUAUGCCAGUGAAAUCAUCGCUAUCUUGCUGCAAAAUCAUGAAGAAAAUCGACAGCUUGUUGGUGAUUCAAAUGGAGUGGACAGUCUGUUGCAAGCUCUUGCUAGUUAUAAAGGACACAACCCGAACAAUCAAGAAGAGGUGGAGUACAUGGAGAAUUUGUUCAAUUGUCUUUGCUCGUGUUUGCUGUACGGGCCAAAUAAAGAGUUGUUUUUAAAAGGUGAAGGACUACAGUUGAUGAUCCUCAUGCUUAGAGAGAAAAAAAUGAGUCGAACAAGUGCGUUGAGGGUAUUAGCGUACGCAAUGACUGGUCCCGAUGGAGGAGAUAAUUGCAGCAAGUUUGUGGAAAUACUUGGCUUGAGAAGUGUGUUCCCUUUAUUCAUGAAACCACCAAAAAGAAAUAAAAAAUCAGGGAACAGCAAAGAAGAAUGUGAAGAGCAUGCUUGUUCCAUCAUAUCUUCGCUGUUUCGACAUUUAUCAGGAAAUAACAGAACUCGCUUGGUGCAAAAGUUUGUUGAAGAUGAUCACGUGAAAGUUGAUCGAUUAAUGGAGUUAUAUUUCAAGUACCAACGUCGUGUUCAAGACGCAGAUGCUAGAAUAGAGCGCGAAAGGGAUGAUUUGGAAGAACAAGGCGAAGCCAUUGAUGAAGCGAUGGAAGACGAGUUUUAUUUGAAACGUCUUGAUGCUGGUUUGUUUAUACUGCAGUUGCUUGUCUGUACCAUGUUAGAAGCUUGUUGUUCAGGUGUUGCCUCGAUCAAACAGCGUUUACUUACUUUGCUCAGCCAACAUGGCGGAUCAAUGAAACAGAUCAAACAAGUGAUGAGAGAAUACGCCGGCCAUAUUGGUGACUCUUCCACAUCAGAGAGCGCGGAAAUUGAAAGACGUCGUUUAUUGUCACUAGUGGACCGUUUUUAAUUGACUUCAAUAUCCGCAGAAAGAACUUUAUUUGGAGGGAUUUUUGUUUUUGUAAAUACUUUUUCAAAACAACAGGAAUACAA